UAUACAGCACAAGAAGUAUAUAAUGCGGCAGACGGAGUGCGACCUGUGCGACUUGCGAGUGGUCCGUAAUUUGCAAUGGCGGUCGGAGCUUCUUUCACUUGGUUUCGUAUCAGCGUUUUGCUCGAGUAGUGUUCACCUUGUUUUCACACCUCUCGAAGCCGAAGAACUCGCGAAUUCGACCUCGAGAAGAAGAGGACCUGGAGAAGAGGAUCUCAGCGACAUUGUACCACUGUACACUACAAGAGCGAUUUACUUAAAACCGAUUGCUAAAAUUCAUGUGUCCAUUAAUCUUCCACAACUGAAGAGUCCAGGAAAAACAAUAUCAACAUGGGAGGUAAUGGAGAAGGUACGCCUGUUGAUACGGCCCGACGAGUUUGCUUCCCUGAAAGUCGUCAAGAGUACAUUAGAAUUCAUCAGAUUCGAGGGAGACCUCGGGGACAAAUCCAGGCUUCAGCGAGUGUUGGCGAGACUAGACGGGCAGCGCCUGAACCUGGCGGGCUUCCCAAACGUCUUAAAGGUCAAAGCUGCAGAGGUGAAGGAUGAUUUUCCAACAAGGCAUUCCUGGGACUCAUACUUCAGAGAUGCCAAACAUAUGAAUGAACUAAAAGCAGGCGAACGGCCUGACACCAUUCACAUAUCAGGUCUUCCUGUUAAAUGGUUCAGUGAAGAUGGAGGAAAUACCCCAAGUGAGCCAUUAAUAGCCAAAAUCUUCAAAAGAUACGGUACCUUGAGAAGAGUAGAUGUUCCAGCAGCAGAUCCAUAUAGAUCUAGAAUGAGGCUUGGAGCUACAAUACAGAAAUUCAGUUAUGAGGAUGGAAUAUUUUUUGAUGCGUACAUACAAUAUGUGGAGUAUAUGGACUUUGUCAGAGCUAUGGAUGCAUUGCGUGGUAUGAAGCUUCUUAGAAAGGAAAAAGAAAAGAAUCACUUAGUAGCUUCUAUAAAGGUUGAUUUUGACAAAACAAAACAUAUGAGUGAUAAUUCGGUAUCCCACCGAGAAUUUGAAAGAAAACGUCUCAUUGCACAAGACAAUUUAGCUGCUGAGAAAUUACGCCGCAAAGAAGAAGCAGAAGCUAAGAAAAGAGAAGAACAAAAAAAAAAAGAAGAGACAGAAAUGUUAGGAAAGGACUCUAGGCGGCGAACGAGGGAAGAAAAACGAAAGCGCAAAGCGUUAACUGUUUUUCGAAAACAAGAAGAAGAUAAAGUAUCUUUGAAAAUUGCUAGAGAGGAAAAAAAACUUAUAAAAGCCCAAAGGCAAUUAGAGAGUAUAAGAUUGUUAGAUGCACUAUUUGAUAGGAUUAAGAUUAAGAUAGAAAAGAAUGAAAUCGACAUCAAGCCAAAAGCUGCCAAUGACAAAAAAGAUGAAAAAUCUGGAGUUAAGGAUGAAAAUGCGACCAAAGAAGAUACAGACAGUUCUAAAAAGAAAGACAAGGCAAAGAACAAGAAAAAGAAUAAAAAGGAGAAGAAGAAAAAGAAAAAACUUUUAGAUUUAUCUGGCUCAGAUACAGAUAAAAAGAAAAAUGAAGGUGCUAAGGGAAAAGACAAUAAUGAUGAAGCAGACGCAGAUCAUCCCUAUGCUGACGGCUUUCCACGACUUCCUCCACAAGCUUGGUACUACAACACAGGGAUGCCCCUCUUAGUCCCUCCAGUACGCGGCUUCUCUCGAGGUGCUCGCCGUAGUCGCGGUCGAGGCCGCUGGCGUGGAAACCAUAGUGGUGGUGGUGGAAAUUACCAACAAUUUUCCGCACAGGAGUAUAACGAACAAUACUACAAGUAUUUCGCAAGCCUCGUCGGCCAAGAUUAUCACGAUUUCAUCGAAAGCGAUUACGAGGACAAGCCUAGGUCACGAUCGAGAAGUCAGCACAGGCCCAGAUCGAAGUCGCGCAGACGCGUAGGAAGUGACGCUGCUAGGUCAAGUUCGAGGUCGAAGAAGAGGAGGCGCUCACCUUCAAAGAAAAGAACAAAGUCAAUGACUCGUUCCCGUUCGAAACGUCGCUCGCGCAGCCACUCGCGUUCUCGCUCUAAGACGCGUAACGGCAGCAAGUCCCGAUCUCGGAGACGUCGCCGAACGCCUCCUCGAGCGAAAUCCCGAGUACGGGUUACCCGAGCGAAGUCUCGAAGCGGAUCACCACCGCGACGAAGGUCACGCAGCAGCACCUGGUCUCUGCCCAAAUCUCCGGGACGGAGGAGCUGCUCGUGGUCGAGAAACGCCGAUGACAAGACUGACAAAUCCGCAGAGCAAAAGAAGUCGACGGUGCCUGCAGAAGAGGAAUCAUUGACUCCAAAGGAGAAGAGGAAAGACAAAGUCGCCAUUGCUGACGGGACUCUCGUAACCGUUAAACCAGGAUAGUUUUAAAGUUUCAUUGUUUUUAUCAAUCAAUUCUCAAAUUUAUAUUAGGAUGACUUCCAAUCCUGACAAGAUGUACAUUUUUCAAGUUAUGUGAGAUAGUGGAAGAGAAGGGGGGGUGUAAGUUACGGCCAAUGUGCAAAGAAAAAACAGCAUGCAAUGUUAAAAAAAUUAGUUGACAUAACUAUACUCUAGACGUGAAUGGACAUAGAAACUGGUUCAUUUAAACGAACAAUGUCUUUCCUUUUGUAAAAUAAAAAAAAACUAAUUUUUUUUGUAA
Molecule: messenger RNA, 2624 nt
Organism: Nasonia vitripennis (jewel wasp)
Lineage: Eukaryota; Metazoa; Arthropoda; Insecta; Hymenoptera; Pteromalidae
Product: A-kinase anchor protein 17A
Exons: 10
Coding region: 23-2347 (774 amino acids)
Source: RefSeq, a predicted model, not a curated record